This is a messenger RNA of Protopolystoma xenopodis, 372 nucleotides long. The record is from the annotation of a GenBank genome assembly. NCBI's taxonomy places the organism in Eukaryota, Metazoa, Platyhelminthes, Monogenea, Polystomatidea, Polystomatidae.
AUGGUCCGCAAUCCGGACUGCAUUGUCUCGCCAAACCCGCUCUCCGAGAUUGGGGUUGUGUUUGAACUGGCAGAAGCUGGACCCGGAGUCAAAGUCGGAGUUGGAAUCGGAGUCGGUAGAGCCGUCGAGUCGAUGGUGUCGUUGCCCCCGACCCUAUUAGCUGCUUCCGGGGUGCACGAAAAGGAAGGGGUUGCAGGAGUGUACUGUCUUUCUCUCUCGCAUCCUUUAAACACUCACAGCUACACCCUCUCAGAACGCCAGGCAUACUACCACUUAUCCCCACUUCUUCUCGUCCAAUCGCUUUCACCAGCCCUCAUCUAUUCGUUUAAGACCUCCCUCAAACGGUUCCAGACCGAGCUGGGCGUCCGGUAA